UCCAGUUGUAAAGGGGUCAGGAGCCAGGCAAGGAGAGCCUGAACAAGAGGAGCAUUUUCCAGGGCUCUUCCAGCUGUUCUGUUCAAUCCCGCCGUCGGUUCUGAGCAGGGAAGAGAGACUGUCAACACAAAUAAGGCAUUUUUCAAAGGCGUAAAUUAUGAGUUACCAAAACAAUGCGACAUCUCAGCCACCUGGAGACAUUGAGAGCCCCACAGCUGGAGCAGAUGUGGCUGUUAUUGGAGGUGUGAUAGCUGCAGUGGUAUUUGUCCUCAUUUGCCUGCUGGUGGUGAUGGUCCGGUACAUGUACAGGCAUAAGGGCACCUACCACACCAACGAGGCAAAAGGAACUGAGUUUGCCGAAAGCGCAGAUGCCGCUUUGAAAAAUGACCCCGCUCUCCAGGAAGCAGUGGAUGAGAGCAAAAAGGAAUAUUUCAUUUGAGAGGCAAGGAUUUCCAUGGAGCCUCCCCGAAGGGAAUCAAUCAGAAAUGCUACAUCAACAGAAGUGCUAAGAGAUGGAUAAUAUGAGGAUACAAGCAAGCGUCCUAAUUGAAAAGUAUCUCUUUACUUUUUUUGUCACUGGGUUGUUUCUUUUCCUCUACCGGUGAAGAACUAAAUGCUAGAUACUUGCCUGUUGAUUUUAUUAGCAACACAGCUGGUCACAGUUGAAAUCAAUAUCAGAUAAGAAGAAACAAAAUCUCAGUAUGAGUGAUACACCAAAACCAGAUAAAGAUAGCAAAUGUCAAGCCUUGACAUUUGGUGAAAAUAGCAGAUGCCAAUGGAAAACAUCCUCUUAGAGUUAAUGAUGCAUCCUAUGCUGAUAUGAUACAGAACUAACUGAAAUUGAAUUUCAAAUGGUCACAGAACAAACAUUAAACUAGAUAAAGCUGAUGUAGCUGGAACAAAAAUAGCUUUCUAGCCCAGAUAUCUCCCCCCUCCCCUUAAAUGUGCAAUUUUAUUGGCGCAGGGGAGUUUGUUUUGUUUGUUUGGGGAUUUAGAUUGGGAUUUUUUUUUUUAAUUUUUUGAAUUUUAUGUAUAUAAAAAUCAAAGACACUUCAAAGAAAUAAAACUAUUGGAAAACAUGGAAGAUGUAAGAAUGAAGGAUUUAUUUCUAACUCCCUCUGCAUGGCAGCUUGAGAACUGCAAAAUGUUGGAAUUUACAGUGUAGUAUAUGAUAGUCAGUAGACUUACAAAUAUGAUUCCAAUUAGUUGGUAGGUUCCCUGCAUGCAUGCAUAAAUAGAUACAUGUUAAAAGGUAAAGCAUCUUGGUUUGAGCAGGCUUUUUGAAACAACGGAGCUCAACUAGAUUUUUUCAUGUAAGAUAUUUUUGUCUGAGUAUUUAUUUAUUUAUUUUGCAUUGGAAAAUUCUCUCGAAUGCCCACCAGCAGGAUUUUGGAUUUUUGCAGGGAGAGGAAUUCAGUUCUGGUGCAGAUACUGAUAAACCUUAUACCAAUGCAACCAUAAGACUGCCACUAUAAAGCAGCUUGUUCAUCUGCAUACCACUGGCUUGUAUUGAUGUCUCCCUCUGUAUGGCCUCUGUAUAUCCUUUGCAUCAUGCUAGAUAAGAGAAUUACACUGACCAUCGAUGCUUUAUUAUAAAUAAAUAAAUAGAUUAGUCAUGGUGGGUCACAUGAAAAGAUCUUAUUCCUUGCCUAAGAAUCGACAGUAAUGAGUUUCUUUACCCCAAUAAGUUGGCUUCCUAAUUGAAGCCCACAAUUAGCUCCAGAAGUAGAAUAAUUGUUCUCUGCACCUGCUCAUCCCCAGCUGCGAUGGUGCCCUGGACUACUGAAAAUAGAGGGGGAGAAACACACAAUAACAAAUAAGACACUGAUGAGCUCUGCUCAACUCGGUAUGUUUUCUCCUGUUUUGAUCUAUAUAUGUGUGUACAUAUAUAUAAAAUAAUCUGCAAUUGUGCUUUCAAGACAUUGUUCCUGAUGACUUGUGCUCACUUCUUUGCACCAAAGCUUGGAAAGCUCCUGGACUCCAGUAUUCAUUAUCAAUAUUGGCCACAAAAAUGCUGUAAGAGAAGACAGAUCUGAACAAGAAAAGACUCUGAGGACCUAAGUGAAGAAAUGGGUUGUUUUCGUCUUUCAAUUGCAAUCUCAGUCUUUUCUCAGUACCUGAAGGAGGAGGACUAUGAACUAUUCUUAGAAUUCCAAUACCUUUGAUUUUGAAUCUUAAAUCCCCGCAUGUUUGCAUUUUAACCAAAGAAUAUCAAAAUUGUGCCAAAUUUACUAAAUGCUUAAGAUAUUUUUUGUAACAUACCAUUGCACAACCACAUUGUAUUCUGUGGCUAGUGCAGUAUAAAAUGCACGAAAUCCAGCACUAGCAGAUCUCAAAUAUUUUGAUAUUUUGCACCUGUUUCCUUCUAAGAUACAUUAUUAUUUUUACCUUUUUACUACUUUUGAAAAAGGAAUCUGGUUUUAUUUUUCUAGGACAAGUGCUGGAGAAAAAAGCUUAUCUUAGCUGUAAGACUGAGUUUGUAAAACUGAAGACCCCUAACCCUCCAGUUCAAUAAAAAUAUAAAUAUUUCCUCUGAGGAGAGGGUAAAUGGGGUGACUUCAGCUCUGCUUCAUCUCCCAGACAAGGCAUGGGAACACCAAAAACUUUCCUCCAGUGCUAGGCUAGCAGGACCUAUAGACGACUACUAGUGUUUUGUCCCCUUUUAUAUGCUCAGAACCAUGUAAUGUUAGUUUGGCUGUUAACGAAAACUGACUUUAGAGGAAGGUAUGAGGGAUAUGGGUAAUAAAUUUCUGCCUCCCUCCACAGUCUUGAAAUUCUGUUUUUUGCAGCUUGAGCCUACUUAUUAUAAUUAGACAACUGUGUCAUACCUGAUACACAGGAGAACCUGAAUUAGUGUCUCUUUUGGGGUGUGCUUGAGUUUUUUAAUUAUGAGGUGGACUGAGACUGUCCACAUUGGAACUAUAGAGGCCAGAUUUUCUGGUGGUACAACAUGAGUUCAGUGGAGCUCAGCCAAUUCUUACCAGUUCCGUUAACAACAGACUUUGUGUCAUUGCUUCCCCUAAAUCUGAACUGAAUGCAACUACUGGUCUUUGACUAUAUCCCUUCUUAGGCACUUAAUUAAAUCUCUUUAGCCCAUUUUUCCUAUUCACCUAGGUUGACAAACAGUCCAAGAGUACAACAACAGCUUCCUUACCAGUAGUGAGCCACUUGUUGAAUAUUUGCAGAGCAGUGAAUCUGGCAAGAGCUAUGGUUUCAGUUAGUUUAUUUUUUUACAGUAUCAUUUGGGAUUCCAGGGCUUUCAGUAUUUAGAAAUUACUCAAGAACACUGAACACAUAGAAGAGGUGGUUUGUGGAGAUUUUCUAUUUAUUUGUUUUUUUCAGGACAAAUUUUGCUUUGUAAUGAAGAACACUCAUGACAUCUGACGACUGGCAGACUCUAAUGGCCUCAUCCUGCUAUUUUUUUACUCAUACAAUAACUCUCCUGUCUUGAGUCAUUCAAUUUAGUUGAAAAAAGAAUGCAUUACAAACUUCCUAUAACUUUUAGGACUAAUUAGCAAAACAUCUUUCUUCAAGCAGCAUGCUGUGCUAAAACAAGCAUUAUGUACAACGCUGAGCCAUCUCAGUUGGCAGCCAUAGCUUUUCAUCACUGAUGAUUAAUUUAUUUUUACAAUUUGCUUCCUGAAUAGGAGAAUUAAGGAAACAGUUUCUUUUUCCCCCACAUACUUUUAUCUCAGAUCCCUCCACUGCUGUGGCCUGUUGUCCUGCAGCUCUCUGGUGCUCUGUCUCCCCAGCCAUGACUGCCAUUCUUGCUUGCAGUCCGCCAGGCUCCCAUCUGGAUCCCUACUGCCUUCCCUAUGGCAAAGGAUUGGCCGUUUACUUAUGUGUUUAUUUAUCUACUUUUUUCAAUGAAGAAACUCUGUCCCUCUCUGCCAGCCAAGAACCAAUUUUCAAAGAAGCUUUAGCUUUGGAUUGCCAAUCUUGUGUCAAAUUUGAUCAAACUUGACCAACCUGACCUGAGACUGAUUUACAAAGUCUUCACCUAUGCCACAUUUUCACAGAAAACAGGUCUAAAAAUAGCACUGCAAACUCUGUAGUUAGUUAAAUUUAGUGCUAUAGGUCUCCAGUGUUCACUAAACAAGGGAACAGUAUGAUGAUCCCUCAAGCAAUUUGGUUUUGUCCUGAUGCCUUAAUGCCCGGUGAAAGCUUGUUGAAUCCCACUUUGCGUAGAAAGCCACAGGUCCACGUUUGGAAAUAUAAGUAAUUUUUCAAUUAUGUACAAGAAAGUUGUGCAUCAAAAUGACCAAUAUUUGCUGGAGUUGGAAGAGAGAAGAUAAAUAUGAUCUUGUAGGAACACAAGACAUUUUUUAAAGAUAUAUGGAAAUGACAAGAUUUAAACACAAUAUUUCUGAUGACAUCAGUGAGCUUUAAGAGUGGGUCCAUGGUGCUUUCAAAUUCUCUCACUGAAAAAAUCAUUGUUUGCAAAGGGAAAUUAAUCUCCUUUUAAACCAUCUCUUGCUGUCAAGCUUUGAAAGUAGUCUUCACAGAUUCAAUAUUCUAUCAUUCUGCCCUAAUACCUGGAACUCAAUUUCUUCUAAUUUUUGGAGCAUACCUGUACAGUCCUCCCUUGCACAAAAAUGACUGCUUGCCAGUGUCAGCCCCUGUAGCAGUAUCCCAGCUUAGCAGAGUAAUUCUGUCCAAAAGCAGUCAGUCCCAAAUGUGUAUCUAGCCACCCAUUACUGGACACGGUACGCAUUUUUUUCUGGGGCUUGGCCUCUAUCAUUCCAGGUUUUCCUGAGGUCUAGUGUGCCAUUGCACAUUAAUGAAGUCCUGGGGAGGAUUUUCUCAGCCACUAGUCAAGGUAACUAUACAUACAUUUUUUUUUCUGUUUAGAACAACAGGACCAAAUCACUUUGGGGGACUACUAAAAAUAGUAUGAUAGGAUCCCUCAGAACAUCAGCACCAAUUUUCCUCUUAAAUCAAGUCUAGGGAUCAUUGGGGGAACACCAGGACAGGAAAAUAAAAAGGACUGUUCCCUUUCAGCAAGGACAGCAGACAAGGUGCUGAAACAUUUAUAGCUGCAGGAUAAGUAGGAUAGCACCACUAGCUACAGCCUGCGAGGGUUCCUCACAGAAUACAGGAAAUGCUGAGAAAAGAUGUAAAUCAGUAAAAAGAUACAGUGUAGGAAAAGGUAAUCAGAUGCCAAUAGAGAUGGAGAACAGUUUUUCAUCAAACAAAAUAGAUAUUGCUGCUUGGAGAUAUCAAAGUGUAUUUGCUGAAGGUAACUGCUGACAACAAAUUUCUUUGAAUUAUAUGAGGUGUUUGAAUUCCUUGCAUGUGCAAGUCCAAUCAAAAAAUGCUGGUAAAUACACACCAAAAAAGUACUCACGUUAAAUGCAUUAAGAGCUGUUUAUUGCAUUUUCUAAAAUCUCUCAGCUCUUCACAUAAGGAAGCUUUGUAUGUUUAGAAAAUGCAGAAGCUUCACAGCAGCAGUUCAUACAAGACAGAAAACUAAAGAACCUCUGAAGAAGCGAUGAACACACAUCUGAUGUCUGGAAAUUCAGGUAGUUAAUGAAGGAAGCUAAAGAUAUCAAAGAAAAACAUAAAUGGUGAGUAAAAAUUCCAACCAUAUUACAAAGAAAUGAAAUGUUUAUAGUAGUAGAGGUCCUUCUCUAGUUCAAGAUGGUAAUAUUGUCAGUGUUUGGAAAUAAGGAAUCCUUACUCUACACAACUGUUCCCUGUGUGGUUGGGAUAAAAUCCCACUGAAUUCAGCGGGACAAGAAUUUCACUGACUAUAUUUAUCCUUCCUGAAAAAAAAUUGUAUUCCCACCCAUGUCAGAAAGAAACACACUGAAUUAAAGUAGAAAACUUUAUAAGUGCUGAUCUUUCAGCAUAACCUUUUGCCUUCACACCAUUUUUCUGUUGUUUCAAGCUGUAUGUAUGAUGGAAAGUAUCUGAUACAUUGUAUUAAAGUCUAUUUGAAUUGCAGCAU
Messenger RNA from Harpia harpyja (harpy eagle), 5950 nucleotides. RefSeq names its product glycophorin C (Gerbich blood group) (gene GYPC). Lineage: Eukaryota; Metazoa; Chordata; Aves; Accipitriformes; Accipitridae. The record is from RefSeq and is a predicted model, not a curated record. Bases 158 to 439 code for a protein of 93 amino acids. Gene Ontology annotation, cellular component: cortical cytoskeleton; membrane. The transcript has 3 exons.